AUGGAGCCUGCCAAAGUGUCGCGAGACGAGGGCGACGUGAGCCCAAGAAACCAGUCACCCGCAGCCCUGGAACAUAUGAGCACUCUAACAAGCAGCAGUGGUAGCGGGCCACAGACCAGCACAAUCAGCAGGCCGACAACUAGUAAUUGGCCUUUCAUGCAUGGAGGAGUGCCCGAAGAUGCAGAAGAGACCGGCCUCGGUUCGCCUUCGUCACAGCAACCCUUGACAUCCAAUCGGGCCCGGCGCGCGACGUGGCAGCACGCGAAACGAGAAUCAACCGCCACUCUUCUGGAUUUCGUGCCGGACUACAUCAUCAACUACUUGCGCGGCGAGACGCCCGAGACCUUGGCGCGCAAGAGAGAAAAGCAGAACACGCCCGAUCCCGAGGAUGUUGCAGCCGCCUUGAAACAGCGCUUCGGACCUGAUGGCUUCUUCGACAAUGGCUCCACUGUGAGCCGGCUGGACUCCGUUGCUUCGCAUGACGACGUUGAGCAGAUGCUGGGCCACGAAGGAGGCUGGAGCGUGCGGUCAGCACGCGGCUUUUGGGCCUCCUUGGACGGUUGGAGGGGCGGCAUUGCCGUCCACGUCGCCAUCGCCGGUGUCAUUCUUCUCACGACGAUCAUCUUCUUCGUCAUUGCGAUGGCUUUGGAGCACGGCGGCAAGAGUCGCAUCUUUGAAGGAUCCUGCGAUGCAGCUCAGCACCUCAACUUUGGCUUGCACGUCGCCAUCAACUUCUUCAUUGUAGCCCUCCUGUUUGGCGCCAACUACACCUUUCAAGUGCUGAGCAGCCCGACUCGCGCUGAAGUCGAGCUCGCUCAUGCUGGGCAGAAGUGGCUCGACAUUGGCAUCCCGUCUUUGAGGAACUUCAAGUUCAUCUCAAAACGACGCGCCGCCUUGGCUGCCAUCCUCCUCGUGGCAGCCAUCUCUACCCAAGUAAUAUAUAAUGCAGUAAUCUUCACCACAAAAUUUGUACCGGCACAUAAUAUUCUCAUCGUCACCGAGUCCUUCUCAAAUGGCGCCACCUUCAGUGAUGCUGCGGACAGCAACGCCGUGGGCCUGCAGUGGCUGGAAAUUCAGGCUCUCCAAGAAUUGGCGUCGAACGGCCGCCUUACACGCCUCAACGUCGCAGACUGCCUCGAGCAAUUCAGCGGCCCGUACCAGACAGACUUCAGCGCAGUGCUGCUCGUCGCCGACAACGACUCGCAGAGGAGCUCCCUGCUUCAAACCGCGUUACCUUCAUCGCCCUUGACGGACCUUGUCAAUGCCCGGAACCCCGCGAGCGUCACGUUUGGUGCUGACAAGAUAACGUCUUGCCUGGCUAGACCAGCAGACGUGACAGCGACUGUCUGCGCUGUUGACACAAACGACGCUGUCCUUGGCGCCAUCAUCUUGCCAGUCUUUGUCAUCAUUGCCGCUUCAGUCGCGAUUCUGGCCAUUCAAUUUUUCUCUCCUCUCGUGACUCUCGGCGACGCCUUGGGCUCCUUCCUAACCCUCGAGGACAAGACGGUUCGGGGGGCCUGCUUGUUAACCAAAGCCGACGUCCAGCAGGGGCGCUGGGCAUCCAUCAUCCACCAGGCGCAAUACUACAUGCCCACAAACCACAUGUGGGCUCGUUCCGUAAGCCUCCGGCGCUGGGCCAUCUGGGCCGUGAUCUGGGCAGCGCUGGUUGCGUUCGUUAGUGCUUUAUUGGGCAUUGCCCUGCAGUCCGGCGAUGGCUUCGCCAAUCCCAUGUCUGGUCUGUUCUCAGAUGCGAAGGCCUCUCACUUUCUCGUCAACCCGAACACCGCACACGCUGCUCUCGCCAUCCUUUCAUCACUGCCCCAGCUCCUGCUUGCGUGCACGUACUUGUCGACCAACGCGCUGCUGUCGAUGUAUUACCUCUCUAAUGAGCUUUCUCUCUACGCUGUGCCGGGCGCGUCUCUGCCCCUGCGCGUCUCCUCUCGUCACCCUGUCGGUGCCCAGACUUCAUCUCUAUACCUCAGCCUGCCCCGCCCCAUCUCCUGGCUGCUCCUGGCACUAUGGGUGUGCCUCUCUCUGUUCCUCUCACAGUCCCUCCACCCCGUCGUCCUCUCCUUCCGCCCUACCACAAGUGGUGCUUCGAACCUUACCCCGGACCGCUUGAUCCUGGCACCUGACCCGACAUCCCUCGCCAUUGUACUUGUCCUUCUCCUCGUUGUGGCCGCUCUCGUGCUGAUCCUCGGCCUGCGGCGCGCGGACAGUAGGUCCACAACGGGGGAGGACGGCAAGCCGAUGGGCAACCCGCUUGUUCUGCGGGCUGGGAGCUGCUCGGCCGUGCUGGCGGCGCGGUGCAGGCGACUUGCGUCGGACCGGGAUGCCGCGGCGGGUAUGCUCGGAUGGGGCGUCAUCCGCGAGGGCAGGGGCGAAGGGGAUUUCGGGACGACGGGGUUCUCGUCUAUCGGUGUUUGGAGGGUUGAUCUGGAGAAGGGAUACGCUUGA
Molecule: messenger RNA, 2457 nt
Organism: Verticillium dahliae VdLs.17
Lineage: Eukaryota; Fungi; Ascomycota; Sordariomycetes; Glomerellales; Plectosphaerellaceae
Exons: 4
Coding region: 1-2457 (818 amino acids)
Source: RefSeq, a predicted model, not a curated record